Molecule: messenger RNA, 683 nt
Organism: Pecten maximus
Lineage: Eukaryota; Metazoa; Mollusca; Bivalvia; Pectinida; Pectinidae
Exons: 2
Coding region: 93-605 (170 amino acids)
Source: RefSeq, a predicted model, not a curated record
UCAGAUGGUAUAAAUAAGACCCUUUUCAAUUUCUGUUCAUUCUAUUACCUUCCCCCUACAAAGAAACAUUCAUACUCAUCUAUUACCCAGCAAUGGCCAAGUUUGCAGUAUUUGGGAGCAGCUAUGUUACUCGUCUUGAGAGAUAUUGUCAUGGUGAUCUUAAGGUUCCUGGCACCGUCAGAUUCUUCGGGAAGGGUGGCAUGCGUUCUGAUUCGAUUCCAAGACAACUACUUAGAGACCUGAUAGAGUACAACCCUGAUGUUGUACUCAUCCAACUAAGAGGAAAUGACAUCUCAGCGACAUCAUCCCCCAACGACAUUUUCCAGAGACUUCUGACACUGCAGGUGGACCUACAUCAUGCUGGAAUUCAGGAGGUGUACUUUACAGAGAUUGUGCGACGUGGUAACUUUGACAAGUCCCCCGGCCUGACAGCGACGUCUUUUCAGAAACAACGGAAGAAGAUAAAUCGACUACUGCUGACUAGACUGAGAUACAUCAAGAUUAGAGUUAACUUUCCAGAGGACUAUGACCGUGACCAAGUGCAUUUCAACGACUCAGGACUCAGGACCCAGUUCCAUGCUUUGAGACGACCAUUUUUUGCAUAAUUGAUUGAAAUUGAUAAACACCUUUUAUUAUGUCAUGUUACGCUUUGUAAUUUAUAAUAUUUUUCAAGCAUUUAAUCU